Suillus discolor is the source of this 2140-nucleotide messenger RNA. RefSeq lists its product as uncharacterized. NCBI's taxonomy places the organism in Eukaryota, Fungi, Basidiomycota, Agaricomycetes, Boletales, Suillaceae. The record is from RefSeq and is a predicted model, not a curated record. Bases 350 to 2029 code for a protein of 559 amino acids. The transcript is spliced from 19 exons. Gene Ontology annotation, molecular function: ATP hydrolysis activity; ATP binding.
GAGUCUCACGUGUUGUCCUGGCUUGGCGCGGCCACUGAUCCUGCUUCAUUGAUAAAAGCUCAAAAUGCAUAUCUAUAACUCCAUAUCACAGAAUAACAAGUGCCUUGGCAAAUGAAGCAUUCCUAUGCAAGUGAGGCUCGUAUCGACUUUCUUCUCCCAGCUUGUAUCUUGGCAUCUCUAAUGGAAAAUGCACUCACGUACAGAUGCUCAUGUGCUUACAAGUGAGGGCCGAUGCUUCCCAGUAAACGCCCACUAGAUUUAUCUAUUCACACGACUGCACACGAGUAUAAAGUGAUAGAAAACACCUUUCGAUCUAACGCUUUGACAAACAGCUUCCUCUCCUUUUGACAUGUCUGAACAGUCUAACAUACAGGAACCACUCGUGCAAGUUAUCCCCUCCGCCGAUACCACCGAGUCCCCGCUACCGAUUAGAGAGCCACUUCCCGGAACGUCGACAACUUCCUCACCUCCCGCUGUGGAAAUGCCUUCAACUGCAAUCAAGGUACCGCCUCCAGUUAGCACACCGAGGUCUGUGACGCUCGAAGAAUGUAAGUCCGGCAUAACUGAGAGACAAGAGAAUGGCUUCCUUCGACGGUGGCAGCAAUGGAACUACCUUCAUGAUUGCUGGAAACCCUACGAAUACAUCGAACAGACUCCCUGUGUGGUCACCCAGGAACCUACUUAUUUCUACUUAAACGUUCGACGGAAGACAGGUGAAGAGAAACCAAAACUGGUUUUCAGUGAUUUUAGUCCCAUUUUACUCGCCUGCUUACGCUCCAUUGUCGGGGGUGAAUGCUUGAGCCAAGAUCCACAAGUCCACAUCGACGAGCUACUUUUGGAGCUAGAUUCGUUGGACAGUCGCACCAAUGAUGCGCGUAAUGCUUUGGACGAUAACAAAGAAGAUGACAUCGUACAAAGUGCGAAAGCGCUCGGGCAUGCACAUGAGGGUCUACAUGACGGCAAUGUGCGCAAGUACCUUACGACCGCGGUCCAGCAGCUUGACAUUCUCCUGCCCUUGCUUAAAGAAGAGUUCAAAUCAAUAGCUGAACGAUUGAAACAUGCAGUAGUACACGGUCGCAUACCGCUCGAUCUGCUGGAGUUCCACUUCCGGAAGAAUCAGCAGUACUACACUCUCGACGACGAAGAUGAUUUGGAUGCAUUCCGCUUGAUCUCAACUUUUUACGAUGACUUUGACCAAACAUUUACCAUUAACGGCGAGGGUGCAUUCUGGAACGGAAUCAAGUGGGUUCCGAAUGACCCAGGUCGGAAGAUUAAACUGGUUGAGGGGUCGUUGAUCUUGGCUGAUUUUCAAACCUCCGAAAUGACGCCUGAGAUACGUAGACGACUUACAGAACGCGGCAGGAAGUACGCCUCACUAGCGGGGUUCCAUUACAAACUUUACAGAGGACGACGGAUCAUAGUUGAUCGCUUAGCCUGGAAUACAUUUGGCUACAAGCAUACAGGUGAUACUCCUUUUCCAUUCCCCCGUCUUCAAGACAGAAGCAAGGCCCGAGACAACAAUAACAUCCCGCCUGUGCCUGAAGAUGAUAUUGCUCUUCUCCCGCAACUCGUGCUAGGUUUUGAUAUAGAACACAAGUCGUGGGGCUUCUUCGAUGUUGAUGAAAUCGAGCCAAUAAGAUUCAAUGAAAAUGCCUGGAAGCACAUUGUGCUUGACGAAAGCUCAAAGGAUGUCAUCGAAGGAGUUGUGGGUGCAUUCGACUUCAGCAAGGAGGCCAUGGCAGAUGAAGAACAAUCGGGCUUGGCUAUACUCCUGCAUGGACCAUCAGGGACCGGCAAAACGGCGACCGUUGAAGCUAUAGCGGAACAUUUUAAACGGCCCUUGCUCUCUCUCUCAGUAUAUUCCUUUCCGUUGGAUACGAUCUCACUCGUGGACACGUUGGCAUUCUGUCUGGAUAUGGCAAGAUCAUGGAAUGCCAUAGUAUUGAUUGAAGCUGGGGAUAUUCUCAUGCAGACUCAGAGGCACGAGCCAAUAGUGCGCAUUAGGUGUCUCCGUCUUGUGCUACCCUGACCUGCGAUCAGAUGGAGGAACAAAAUCGCAUCUCGACGAUACUCGACUUCUUUGAGCGGCAUCGGUGCAUUGUAUUUGUUACUGCGAGAACUACAUGUACUGCAUACAUGU